This is a messenger RNA of Entelurus aequoreus (snake pipefish), 1762 nucleotides long. RefSeq names its product replication factor C (activator 1) 3 (gene rfc3). The coding region runs from base 99 to 1169 and encodes 356 amino acids. Gene Ontology annotation, cellular component: DNA replication factor C complex; nucleus. Gene Ontology annotation, biological process: DNA-templated DNA replication; DNA repair. The transcript has 9 exons. Gene Ontology annotation, molecular function: ATP hydrolysis activity; DNA clamp loader activity; DNA binding. NCBI's taxonomy places the organism in Eukaryota, Metazoa, Chordata, Actinopteri, Syngnathiformes, Syngnathidae. The record is from RefSeq and is a predicted model, not a curated record.
CGCCGGCGACAUUAAAUAACAAACAAUUCCGCGGGAAAGAGCAGCUUCCGGUCAACGCGAAAGAAACCUCAACCCGCUCCACUCAAAGUGACGACAAAAUGAGUCUGUGGGUGGACAAGUACCGACCCACGUCUUUGGGGAAACUGGACUAUCACAAAGAACAAGCGAGUCAGCUGAAAAACCUGGUUCAACGUGGCGACUUCCCACACUUGCUGGUCUAUGGUCCUUCAGGAGCAGGAAAGAAGACCCGCAUCAUGUGCCUGCUGAGGGAGCUUUAUGGAGCUGGUGUGGAGAAACUGCGCAUCGAGCACCAAACUAUAGUGGCCCCCUCCAAGAAGAAGAUUGAGAUCAACACCAUAGCCAGCAACUACCACUUGGAGGUCAACGCCAGCGAUGCCGGCAAUCAGGACCGCGUGGUCAUCCAGGAGCUGAUCAAGACGGUGGCCCAGUCCCAGCAGAUCCAGUCCAGCACGCAGAGAGAUUUCAAAGUGGUGCUGCUGACGGAGGUGGACCGGCUGACCAAGGACGCCCAGCAUGCAUUGCGGCGCACCAUGGAGAAGUACAUGUUCACCUGCCGCCUCAUCCUCUGCUCCACCUCCACCUCCAAGGUCAUCGGGCCCAUCAGGAGCCGCUGCCUGGCCGUCAGAGUCCCCCUGCCCAGCACCGAGCAGGUGUGCCAGGUCCUGACGGCGGUGUGCAAGAAAGAGGGUCUGCUCCUGCCGCCAGACUUGGCCCAGCGCAUCAGCCAGAAGUCUGGUCGUAAUCUCCGCAAGGCGCUGCUGAUGUGCGAGGCCUGCAGGGUGCAGCAGUACCCCUUCUCACCCGACCAGGAUGUCCCUGAGACGGACUGGGAGGCGUACCUCCGAGAGACGGCCAACGCCAUCGUCAGCCAGCAGAGUCCUCAGAGGCUGUUGGAGGUCCGAGCUCGGCUGUACGAGCUUCUGACUCACUGCAUCCCUGCUGACAUCAUCAUGAAGGGUCUGGUGACGGAGCUGCUCAACAACUGUGACGGGCAGCUGAAGACGGAGGUGGCACACAUGGCGGCGUACUACGAGCACCGCCUGCAGCUGGGCAGCAAGGCCAUCUACCACCUGGAGGCCUUCACCGCCAAGUUCAUGGCCAUCUACAAGAAGUUCAUGGAGGACGGUCUGGACGCCAUGAUGUUCUGAUGACACAUUAAAGUACACACCCGGGUGUUGUUGGCAGCAGCUUUAUUCUUUUCUACAUCCACACAAGACUCCACCCUCAGUACGCGUCCUUGCGUCUCCUGGUGGUGUAGUAGAGGACCAGGCCCAGCGACACCAGCCCCACCGACACCACCAGCGCCAGGAAGCCCACCAGGGGGCGCUUGAGCAGCCAGCUGCAGCCCGCACACCCCUGAGGGACGCCGCCGGGACACGUCUGGGCCGCCGCCCCCGGCACGGGGAAGCCGUUGUGUUGGAUGAUGUUGCGAUAGUUGGCCAGCGAGGCUUUGACCACCACUUCCUGCUGCACCUGGCCGUACAGCCCGAAGCCCGGGUCACGCUGGUCACUCAGGGCGUAGGCGAAGUAACCCUUCAACUUCACGCCGUCCACCGUGAACGCUGUGAGCACAACACACAAAACACCACAUUUUAACAACAAAACACCACAUUUUAACUACACAACACCACAUUUUAACUAAACAACACCACAUUUUAACUAAACAACACCACAUUUUAACAAAACACCACAUUUUAACUAAACAACACCACAUUUUAAUAACAAAACACCAUAAAACACC